Oncorhynchus nerka (sockeye salmon) is the source of this 3740-nucleotide messenger RNA. RefSeq lists its product as uncharacterized. Lineage: Eukaryota; Metazoa; Chordata; Actinopteri; Salmoniformes; Salmonidae. Bases 1 to 3651 code for a protein of 1216 amino acids. The transcript has 4 exons. The record is from RefSeq and is a predicted model, not a curated record.
AUGCUCCUCAUCACAUCCGACCAGCAUCUGGAUGCUCCUCAUCACAUCCGACCAGCAUCUGGAUGCUCCUCAUCACAUCAGACCAGCAUCUGGAUGCUCCUCAUCACAUCAGACCAGCAUCUGGAUGCUCCUCAUCACAUCAGACCAGCAUCUGGAUGCUCCUCAUCACAUCAGACCAGCAUCUGGAUGCUCCUCAUCACAUCAGACCAGCAUCUGGAUGCUCCUCAUCACAUCAGACCAGCAUCUGGAUGCUCCUCAUCACAUCCGACCAGCAUCUGGAUGCUCCUCAUCACAUCAGACCAGCAUCUGGAUGCUCCUCAUCACAUCAGACCAGCAUCUGGAUGCUCCUCAUCACAUCAGACCAGCAUCUGGAUGCUCCUCAUCACAUCAGACCAGCAUCUGGAUGCUCCUCAUCACAUCAGACCAGCAUCUGGAUGCUCCUCAUCACAUCCGACCAGCAUCUGGAUGCUCCUCAUCACAUCAGACCAGCAUCUGGAUGCUCCUCAUCACAUCCGACCAGCAUCUGGAUGCUCCUCAUCACAUCAGACCAGCAUCUGGAUGCUCCUCAUCACAUCAGACCAGCAUCUGGAUGCUCCUCAUUACAUCAGACCAGCAUCUGGAUGCUCCUCAUUAUUCACAUCAGACCAGCAUCUGGAUGCUCCUCAUUAUUCACAUCAGACCAGCAUCUGGAUGCUCCUCAUCACAUCCGACCAGCAUCUGGAUGCUCCUCAUCACAUCCGACCAGCAUCUGGAUGCUCCUCAUCACAUCCGACCAGCAUCUGGAUGCUCCUCAUUAUUCACAUCCGACCAGCAUCUGGAUGCUCCUCAUCACAUCCGACCAACUUUAACAUCAUCCACAUAAGAGUCACAGCCAAACCUUUUGUUAUACUGUUACUCCUCUCAGUUCCAGACAGGACAGGUUAUACUGUUACUCCUCUCAGUUCCAGACAGCACAAGUUAUACUGUUAUUCCUCUCAGUUCCAGACAGGACAGGUUAUAUUGUUAUUCCUCUCAGUUCCAGACAGGUUAUACUGUUAUUCCUAUCAGUUCCAGACAGGACAGGUUAUACUGUUACUCCUCUCAGUUCCAGACAGGACAGGUUAUACUGUUACUCCUCUCAGUUCCAGACAGGUUGUACUGUUACUCCUCUCAGUUCCAGACAGGACAGGUUAUACUGUUACUUCUCUCAGUUCCAGACAGGACAGGUUAUAUUGUUCCUCCUCUCAGUUCCAGACAGGUUAUACUGUUACUCCUCUCAGUUCCAGACAGGACAGGUUAAACUGUUACUCCUCUCAGUUCCAGACAGGUUAUACUGUUACUCCUCUCAGUUUCAGACAGGACAGUUUAUACGGUUACUCCUCUCAGUUCCAGACAGGACAGGUUAUACUGUUACUCCUCUCAGUUCCAGACAGGACAGGUUAUACUGUUACACCUCUCAUUUCCAGACAGGACAGGUUAUACUGUUACUCUUCUCAAUUCCAGACAGGUUAUACUGUUACUCCUCUCAGUUCCAAACAGGACAGGUUAUACUGUUACUCCUCUCAGUUCCAGACAGGACAGGUUAUACUGUUACUCCUCUCAGUUUCAGACAGGACAGGUUGGUUAUACUGUUACUCCUCUCAGUUCCAGACAGGACAGGUUAUACUGUUACUCCUCUCAGUUCCAGACAGGACAGGUUAUACUGUUACUCCUCUCAGUUCCAGACAGGUUAUACUGUUACUUCUCUCAGUUCCAGACAGGUUAUACUGUUACUCCUCUCAGUUCCAGACAAGACAGGUUAUACUGUUACUCCUCUCAGUUCCAGACAGGACAGGUUAUACUGUUACUCCUCUCAGUUCCAGACAGGACAGGUUAUACUGUUACUCCUCUCAGUUCCAGACAGGACAUGUUAUACUCUUACUCCUUUCAGUUCCAGACAGGACAGGUCAUACUGUUACUCCUCUCAGUUCCAGACAGCUUAUACUGUUACUUCUCUCAGUUCCAGACAGGUUAUACUGUUACUCCUCUCAGUUCCAGACAAGACAGGUUAUACUGUUACUCCUCUCAGUUCCAGACAGGACAGGUUAUACUGUUACUCCUCUCAGUUCCAGACAGGUUAUACUGUUACUCCUCUCAGUUCCAGACAGGACAGGUUAUACUGUUACUCCUCUCAGUUCCAGACAGGACAGGUUAUACUGUUACUCCUCUCAGUUCCAGACAGGACAGGUUAUACUGUUACUCUUCUCAAUUCCAGACAGGUUAUACUGUUACUCCUCUCAGUUUCAGACAGGACAGGUUAUACUGUUACUCCUCUCAGUUUCAGACAGGACAGGUUGGUUAUUCUGUUACUCCUCUCAGUUCCAGACAGGACAGGUUAUACUGUUACUCCUCUCAGUUCCAGACAAGACAGGUUAUACUGUUACUCCUCUCAGUUCCAGACAGGACAGGUUAUACUGUUACUCCUCUCAGUUCCAGACAGGACAGGUUAUACUGUUACUCCUCUCAGUUCCAGACAGGACAGGUUAUACUGUUACUCUUCUCAAUUCCAGACAGGUUAUACUGUUACUCCUCUCAGUUCCAGACAGGUUAUACUGUUACUUCUCUCAGUUCCAGACAAGACAGGUUAUACUGUUACACCUCUCAGUUCCAGACAAGACAGGUUAUACUGUUACACGUCUCAUUUCCAGACAGGACAGGUUAUACUGUUACUCCUCUCAGUUCCAGACAGGACAGGUUAUACUCUUACUCCUUUCAGUUCCAGACAGGACAGGUCAUACUGUUACUCCUCUCAGUUUCAGACAGGACAGUUUAUACUGUUACUCCUCUCAUUUCCAGACAGGACAGGUUAUACUGUUACUCCUCUCAGUUCCAGACAAGACAGGUUAUACUGUUACUCUUCUCAAUUCCAGACAGGUUAUACUGUUACUCCUCUCAGUUCCAGACAGGACAGGUUAUACUGUUACUCCUCUCAGUUCCAGACAAGACAGGUUAUACUGUUACUCUUCUCAAUUCCAGACAGGUUAUACUGUUACUCCUCUCAGUUCCAGACAGGUUAUACUGUUACUCCUCUCAGUUCCAGACAGGACAGGUUAUACUGUUACUCCUCUCAGUUCCAGACAGGACAGGUUAUACUGUUACUCUUCUCAAUUCCAGACAGGACAGGUUAUACUGUUACUCUUCUCAAUUCCAGACAGGACAGGUUAUACUGUUACUCCUCUCAGUUCCAGACAGGACAGGUUAUACUGUUACUCCUCUCAGUUCCAGACAGGACAGGUUAUACUGUUACUCCUCUCAGUUCCAGACAGGACAGGUUAUACUGUUACUCCUCUCAGUUCCAGACAGGACAGGUUAUACUGUUACUCCUCUCAGUUCCAGACAGGACAGGUUAUACUGUUACUCCUCAGUUCCAGACAGGACAGGUUAUACUGUUACUCCUCUCAGUUCCAGACAGGACAGGUUAUACUGUUACUCCUCUCAGUUCCAGACAAGACAGGUUAUACUGUUACUCCUCUCAGUUCCAGACAGGACAGGUUAUACUGUUACUCCUUUCAGUUCCAGACAGGACAGGUCAUACUGUUACUCCUCUCAGUUCCAGACAGCUUAUACUGUUACUUCUCUCAGUUCCAGACAGGUUAUACUGUUACUCCUCUCAGUUCCAGACAGGACAGGUAAUACUGUUACUCCUCUCAGUUCCAGACAAGACAGGUUAUACUGUUACUCCUCUCAGUUCCAGACAGGACAGGUUAUACUGUUACUCCUCU